Dermacentor andersoni is the source of this 2386-nucleotide messenger RNA. RefSeq lists its product as uncharacterized. The record is from RefSeq and is a predicted model, not a curated record. NCBI's taxonomy places the organism in Eukaryota, Metazoa, Arthropoda, Arachnida, Ixodida, Ixodidae.
CCAUACAAAUGGGGGAUGGGGGGGGGGGGGGCGAGGUGAGAUUUGGAAAAUGUGACGUGAGAAGGCAAGAAAACACUACUGCUAUAGGCACGACUGCGGCUAAAUUUAAGUUCAAGGUACGGUACGGUACGUUUCUGAAAGCAAACACCAUGCAAAUUUGUCAAGCGGACAACUUACCCAGCGCGUGCAGAAGCAGCGCCGCAUCAAAGCGCACCGUAGGGUCUAGGCAACACUACGGAAGCGGUCAUACUUCUAUGCCAGCCGAGGUAGAUUUGCGGCUAUGGCAUUUCUCGAGGCCAGGGGCUUGAUCCCGACCGCGGCAGGCGCAUUUAGGAGAGGGCGAAAUAAAAAAAAAAUGCGCUCGUGCACUUAGAUUUAGGGACACGUCAGAGAAUACCCCGGAGUCAAAAUUAAUUUGGAGCCCACCGCUGCAGCGUGCCUCAUAUUCCGAUUGUAGUUUUCAUAAUUCAAUUAUAGUUUAAUACUUCUGCUUCGAUGAGAUGUGCCAUGUGAGGCAAUGGAAAUGCUAAACUUUCGCAGGGGUCAAAAAGUAUAGCGCACAACAACGCCUCAAGCAAGCACCUCCCCCUGUGUGUUCUGUGUACUACGCACACAAAUAGCAGUGGUGCACGCAAAGUAACGUUUAACACACCACUCUCGUGUUGGACUAAAAGUUUAAGAAAUUAAACAUGCGCCGUCAACAUCACCGCUAAUUAUCGUCAAUCAACGCGAACAGAACAGAAAGCUUUGCUUACACCGAUUACUACAGUGCGUGGGACCCGAGUACUUUUUUCUCUUUCUCUCAUCUUUCUUUUGGCCUCUUCCAGCGUAACGCAGCCAACCAGAGGUGUUACUCGUUAACGUCUCUGCAUUUUCCCUUUCCUUCCUCUUCCUCAGCCAAUGAAAGACUUGGCUGGAAUGUCACGUGACUUGUCUGCAAAGGGUUGAAAGCGCGGCCAUUUGGUAGAGAUCUCCAGCCGGUGCACGCGAAGAGGUAGUUGGCAUCGAGCACCAGCGCCGCGCGCAUAUCGUGGGGGAAACUGAGCACAGCGUGCAAGAAAGGUACGUAUGGCAAGGGAUGUACGUGUGCCUAUUCUAUAAUGUGUGGCUGAUUUUUCACAUGCACGCGCGAAAGGGGCCCCCACACGAAAAAGGCAAGCACUUCGUGCUGCCUUGGCUGGUCGCUAUCUUGCUGUUUUACAAGAGCAUUUUUUUCUUUCUCUCUUUUUUUUCAGUUGCGAGGGCUUGCCUCAGCUGUUCCGUCGUUUUUUUUCGUGACUCUUUUUGCGUGUGCGUGUGUCUGAUCUAAGUCUCUUCACGCUUGCCAACCCCAACAUUCGCGUCCGUACAAUACGUUAACCCAAGCAGACCGUGAAGGUCAUCAUUUAUUUUUAGACUGACUGAAUCGAUGCACUUCUGUUGCGCAGGUCGGGCACGAAAUUGUCAGCGCAAUGAACAGGACAGUGGCCGUCGUCAGCUUCCUCGUGGCCGUCUUCGCGUUGGUGAUAGCGGCCAGCUGCCACUGCACGCUAUGGGAGCGACUGCUAAGCCUAAUAAUUCAGGCGUGCCCACUCGCCUACGGCGUAUUGGACGCAGGCCUCAGGUUCGCUCUGUUCCUGAGGCCGGUAGGCGAACUCGACCUUAGGAGCGCCGGUAGGGCCAACGAACUGCUGAGCUGGGCGGUGCGCUUCGACCUGGACGCGCUCAUUUUUUCUGAAAUGUCCGACCUGCCUGAGUACAUGAUCCCGCACAUUGUCGCCAACAAUAUGAUCAGCAUUCUCGAUGAGUAUGACACUGCCGCCUCGGCACGGGAGGCGGCAACUUUCCGUAGGCGUUUGGCCAUCUCUGGAUUGACGGGCAUCCUGGACCUUCCUGUAGCUGGGGUCAUUGGAUCUGAGCUUCACGCUUGGACUGAUGGCGCGGGGUUCGACGAGGCGCCGCUGACGCACGGCUUUCUCCGGCGGCCGUACAUCGUGAGCAUCGGCAGGCCUCCGACGGCCGCGGCAGACGUGUACGGCUACACGCUGGACUUGAUACGGCGCAUUGACGCCGUCGGCUGCUUGCUGAGGCUGCGCUGCGAGAUGGGGGCCCAACCGACGCACUACCGGAGACACCAGAUCCGCAUGGCACAGUUUCUCAAGCACGUUGGCAGCAUCGCGGGAGUGGAAAGCCCCACGAUGCGUCGGUACGACGCGGCCUUCAAAAUGGGACGACGCCAGUUCCGAGGGAACAGCUCGAUGUGCGCCACAGCUUUCGAGAAGUGCAGCUAAAGCAUGCAGAAGGCGACCGACCGAGAGGGCGCUGACAUCUCGCCAUGGCCAUCGGCGUUGCCUCUGACGCGGUUUCACGGCUUGAACGGCACAGCUUUGUACAUAUGUAAAUAAAC